AUGGCAGAUAUCCUUAGGUUUUCUAAGGAAAUUCUAGCACUAAAUUUUAACGGGAUCUGUACUGCCGAAAACCCUUGCAUAUCUGAUGACCAGUGGCGAAGAGUGCGGGUAGCCGCUCUCAAUGCCUAUUUUUCGUAUUUACCCGGUCCUCACAAGAUCCCAAGAACGUGUGAAUAUUUGGGGGCUUUCACUACAUUCAAAUCCUCCAUCUUUCAAGAUAGUGACAAGAAUUCCACACUUUUUAUUCCCACAAACUACUUAAAUGAUCCUUAUAGAAAGUUUUCUGAACAAACGGAUUUGGGCUUAGGUUCAACUGACACAACUCAGUUGAGUACUAAAGGGAGGAACAUCCAGCCAUUACUUGAAGGAAUCCCACACCUCUGUAGUGCUCUCCGAGUCAUAUCGAAAGCGGGAACCGUCAGCUCUACCGGAACAGUAGCAACCUUUACCUGGGAAGGACGAAAUGGUCUCACCUCGGUCCAGGAAAAACCCUACUUAAGUGAAAUGGGCCCGCUUUCUACUCACGCCCUGUUGUGCACCUUUAAGUCUCGCUAUCAGUCGAAUUUUCGUCCUCAGACCCAACAAGAAGCCUCGCCUUUCUUAGUUCGUUUGGGUUCACUUACCCUAGAGCGAAUCGCCUCCCUUCGGAAAGAUUUCACCCAUGACCUCUUCUCAGCUCACUUGGGCAUCGUUUCUCAUCGAUUUUAUUGGCGACAGGAGCUUGGAGAGUCUCACCUCUCUGGCUCCUUUGUCUGGCAGGGCGACCCUCUAGACACUGUAGCCUUCCAAGUCACUCACGGUGCACUUGCCUCAUACCUGGAAACGCAUCUGCGUGCUGCAACAGCCUUCCGCCGCCUUGAUUGGCUCUCGUCAAGGCCGUUGCUACCUGACUCCACGGCUGUGUGUCGUGGCAACGUCUGGUCGGCCCUGAUGCAUGCUAUAAGCGAGUGGUUGCGCGUCUAUUUCAUCACCUUGGAGGACGCGUAUGGGCGUCAUGCGGCUGUAAAUGGAACUGAAAAGGAUGAACUGCUUGCUCUGACGCAUUUACUGAAGCCGUUUGUGGCCAAUAUGCUUUACCAAUCAGUGGAGGAGGAAGAGGGUCAUUCAGGAGACUUCACGAUUCUGCGAGGGCACUUGGGUCAGUGUGGAUCUCUUUUAGGUCUCGUUUCGGCCGACUCUGAACCGGGCAUUCUGCGCUGUGGUCUAUCACUUCUCCUUCUUCGCUCCAUCGCUCCAAAUCACUUUCUAUUCGAUAGCGCGAACGCUUUUCCAUGUUUGAAAUUUUCGUGCCUGAAUUCUGCAGAUCUCCGCUCUUUGCUUCAAAAACACAUUGCACUCAUUAAUGAGGCCUCCAUUAGGGCAAAGCAAACAUGGUUCAAAAAGCUGUUGCAAGCGGAGGCUGAGAAGCGUGAAGUACUGCGAAAAUCUCAUGAAUCCGACGCCAUGGGAAAAAUCGAGCCUGAGGCUCGAGAGCUGGCAGUGCAGGAGGCGCUGAUACACAGACAACGGAUGAUAGGAAGGAAACCGGAGGCUCAUUUGCAAUCAAAACGAUUGGAGGAGCGAGAUCGUGAGUUCCUCAGUAGACUGGAGGAGGUGGAGUCCGUGAAGCAGGCCUCAAAACUCGACUUCACUGCCACUACCUUCCUGGAACAGUUGGCGGAAAAGGAAAGGUAG
Molecule: messenger RNA, 1674 nt
Organism: Echinococcus granulosus
Lineage: Eukaryota; Metazoa; Platyhelminthes; Cestoda; Cyclophyllidea; Taeniidae
Exons: 9
Coding region: 1-1674 (557 amino acids)
Source: RefSeq, a predicted model, not a curated record